This is a messenger RNA of Epinephelus fuscoguttatus (brown-marbled grouper), 2534 nucleotides long. RefSeq names its product CD209 antigen-like protein C. NCBI's taxonomy places the organism in Eukaryota, Metazoa, Chordata, Actinopteri, Perciformes, Serranidae. The record is from RefSeq and is a predicted model, not a curated record. The transcript is spliced from 6 exons. The coding region runs from base 68 to 787 and encodes 239 amino acids.
AUUUAUGUGAAGCGCAGUGUGGCUGCAGAGCUGAUCCUGUAGGUAAAAGUUGUCCACCUUGUUAGCGAUGGAGGAAAUCUAUGCCAAUGUUGCAUAUGACAAGUCUGUUGGCCCGAGAGCUUCGACAAAUCCCACAGGUCGCAGGAGCUCAGAGAGGAGAGUUCAUGGAGCUGUUGUUCUCUGUCUGGGGCUGCUCAGUGUUUUCCUGCUGGCUGGGCUCAUCGGCCUCGGUGUCCACUAUCAUAACUCCUCACGGCGUUCAGCUGCAGAGCUCUCCUCUAUCAAAGCCAACCUGACUGAGCUUCUCCAGGUCAGUUACAACAAGUCGUCUGCCCUGACUGAAGAGAGAGACCAGCUGAAUGUCAGCCUCAUUAAAAUGACCAAAGAGCGGAACUGGCUGGAGAGAAAGUGUCCUGCAGGAUGGAUGGUGUUCAGUUGUUCCUGUUAUUUCGUCUCUAUUAAGUCUGGUUCCUGGGAUGAAGCCAGACAGGACUGCAAGGAGAGAGGAGCAGAUCUGGUGGUGAUAGACAGUGCUAAAGAACAGACGUUUGUAGUGUCCACCAGGAAAACUGCUUGGAUUGGUUUGACUGACAGAGAUGAGGAAGGAACCUGGAAAUGGAUAGAUGGAACUCCACUGACUCUGAAGAACUGGGAGAAGAAGCAGCCCGAUAAUGGUGGUGGAGAUCCACAGUGGGGCGAAGAGGACUGUGCACAUAUGAGAUAUGGCAAGUGGAAUGACGGGUCAUGUGACAUCCAUCUGCAGUGGAUCUGUGAGAAAACAGCUUAACAUUGCUGAAUGUUCUGAGAAUGUUUGUGGAACUUAAAAUGUUAAUGGCUGUGUCCAUUUUUUAGUGUAUUUGCAGUAUUUUCAAUGUUUGAUUUUGAAGUAAUCUACAUGUAUUCAGAUUAUAUUACAUUUUUGUAUAAUCCAAAAUUAUAUAAAAAUUGCCAUGUUUAGUAGAUGACUGGAUUUAAGUAUUUCAGUAUUGAUACAGACAUGGACAACCCAGAGCAGAACUCCCUCCUUUAGGUUUCAUGUUACAGUUGGUUUUGAAGGGCACAUUGCUUCACUGUUGAUCUGUGUGUGCAGUGGGGCCGGCAGCCAUAAUCCUGUACACACGUACAUUUUUUCAAUGAUUUAUCAUCCUAUCCUGACAAUGAAAUCCUGUCAAAAGCGGUAGAUCGUGUCUUUGGGUCCUUUUUUUACUGACAAAAGUGCCUAAGAUGCUUUCAGGCUGUGUCCACUCACUAUGACGCAAAUUCAUUUGGAUGCUGAUGACUGGUGCAUGUCAGAGGUCAGAGGUCAGUGUAUGAUAAACAUUUUUGGUGCUCAAUUAACCAAAAGAGCCUAAACUACGCAUUAGAGGGAUAUAUUCAUAAUUUUAUUGUUGAGAAGGUCGAUGAAAAGCUUAAAUUACAAGCCAAAAUUUACAGGUCACAGUGUACGCUUGUGAACUGCAUCUCAUUGCCGUCGCCAUCAAAGACAACAAGAUAGAGGAUCAGCAUUGUUCAUGCACUGCUGGGUAAGAAAUUUUACCAUCUUUACCAAGAGUGUCUCUCCGUUAGUUUGGUGCUACAGUAUUUACACUGAAUCAUUCAGCAUAACGUUUACCAGCCUUUGUUAUCUCUGCCAUUACAGAUAAGUUAAUGAAGCUAAGCUCCAGAAGUUAACGUUAGCUUAACUAGAGCCCUUUGGACAACAGCUAACAAUGAUGUACGAUCACCAAAGUACAAAACUAGAACAAAAUAGGCUAAUGAACUCCCAGCAAACAAGGUGACAUGAUGAACAACGCAGCUAGGAGCUAACGUUAGGCUAACUUUAGCUAACGUUAGCUAGAGAUGUUAAAGAUAACUUUAUAUUUCUUUCCAGCAAAGUGACAAUAUGUUGCCUCAAACACAAUGUUGACUUACCUUAGAACAGAUGUAGACAUCAUUGUUAAUCUUAUUCACGUUGAGUUGAUGUUGUGGUCUAACGUUACCACACAACUUUAUCCAGAGGAGACACUUUUCUCGGUUGAGAUGUGGUUUAAAGUGUAAAAAAUACACCUCAUUGCCCAGCCUUUCAGGAUACCUUGUGUCAAAGUUGCAUGUACCCCAUGCACACCGUUUGACCAUUUUUAAACUUCACAUCUCCAAAAUAGCCCGUAAAACCGAACAAAACUGUCUUUCUAUGCAUUUCAAUGGACGUCCAGGCAGAGAAUGUCCGAGUGUAUGGGAAUGGCUAUACGCACUGUGAUUGGCUCAUUGCAUUUGAGGGCGGAGCUUAGCCAUAGGUCAACUAUUAUGCUAACAAAAUUGUGUGACUUAUCUUGUAGUUCGAAAGGAGCAAACAAAAACAACUGAGCAUUUAAGGCUUUUGAAAUAAGAAAGUGAACAAACCUCAGCAGCAAAAAAUAUGCAGAGAGCAACAAGUCUGCUAACGUUACUGCUGCUAGCAUUAUUGUUAUUUCUCAUGAAUAAUGCAUCGUUCCUUUGUAACUGUGAAAGUGUGUGUCUAACAUUGUGGUUUGUCUUAGCAGCCACUGUUAGCACCU